UAUAUUUCUCAUAUUUAGCGCAAAAGUAAACGUGUUCAAAUCUUAUAUUUGUAAUAACUGUAAUGGCCAAAUCAGAGUCUGCAGCUAGUACAGAAUGCUUCAACAUUGAGUUUAUGCGAUCACUAGUGAAACAAUACUCUGAAUUAGGACAAUGGACAAGUGCACUAUUUUGGGCUGAUGUGGCCGCAUCUGCUAGCAGUGCUGGGGGGCAGGCCAGUGGAGACGACAUCUGGCUCCUCGCCAGUGCAAUGCUGGCUCGUGGUGAACUCCACAGAGCAGCAUAUGCAGUAACAUCGAGAGCUCUACACAGGAGACAUUUGUUGUGCCUUGGUGUGGUGAUGCGAGCGUACCUCGCCGCCAAAGAGCCAGCGACGGCGCUCAACAUGCUGGACGAGUGUGAUCCAGCUCUACUCGAACCUCGGAAUACGGAUCAAACACAUAAUCGAGCACUCGCUGGCGUGCUGGUGUGGCAGGCUCGAGCACUGUCAUCGCUGGAGCGCCGCGAGGCAGCCGCUGAAGCGCUAGCUGCAGCGUUGCGCGCCGACUGUGCUAACUACGAAGCGCUCGAUCUGUUAUUGGAUCAGCACGCACUCACGCCCAGGCAAGAAUUGGAGCUGAUCUCGUCGCUGGCGGUGAGCACGCAGCUGGGCCCGGCGGAGGGCGCGCUGGUGCGACGCGCCUACCGCCAGCGGGCGCUCCGCUACACGCCCGAGCCCGCCGCCCGACCGCCGGGGCCUCCGGGGCCCGACGAACCCGCACUCGGAUCGGGGGCGGAGGCGGAGGCGGAGACGGAGGCGGCGGCGGAGGCGGUGCGCGCGCGCACGCUGGAGGCGGCGGCGGCGCGCGCGCGGCGGCUGGCGGCGGGCGGGCGCUGGCGGGCCGCGCUGGGGGCGCUGGCGGAGCCCUGGGCCGCCGCCGCCGACCGCGUGGCCUGCCUCGUCGAGCUGCGCCGCAGCGCCGAGCUGUUCGCGUUCGCGCACGAGCUCGUCGACGCCUACCCGCACGACUGGACCUCCUGGUUCGCGGUCGGGUGCUACUACUACCUCAUAGGUAAGAGCGAGUUCGCGAGACGCUACCUAAGCAAGGCGAAAACCCUGGAACCCGGAGCUGGAUGUGUGUGGCUCGCGUACGGGCACAGCUUUGCAGCAGACAACGAACACGAUCAGGCAAUGGCGGCCUAUUUUAAGGCGAGCCAGUUGAUGAGUGGUUGCCACCUGCCGCCGCUGUACGUGGGCGUGGAGUGUUCGCUGCUCAAUAACCCGCCCAUGUGCGCCAAGUUCCUCGCCAGGGCGGCCGCGCUCCACACCGGAAACGAUACAUCGGAGCCGUCGGGCGGCGAGCUGGACCCGGAGGCGGAGGUGGAGAACAAGGGGCGGUGGGAGUGCGUGGUGCGCUGCGUGGAGGAACCGCACGUGGCGCACGAGGCGGGGGUGGCGGCCUUCGCGGCCGGGGACCUGCGGGCCGCGCGCGUGCUGCUGGGCCGCGCGCUGGACGCCGCGCGCGGGGACCGGCCCCUCGACCAGCUGGGCGCGCGGUGGGCGGCCACGCUGGACGCGCUGGGGCACGCGACGCGCGCGCUGGGCGGGCGGCGCGAGGCGCUCGAGUGGCACGAGCGGGCGCUGGCGCUGCGCCCCACGCGCGCGCGCUCGCACGCCGCCCGCGGCCUGUGCCUGGCGCUGCUCCGCCGCGAGCGGGAGGCCGCGCGCGCGCUGCACCACGCGCUCGCGCUCGACGCCGACGACGUGGUCGCGCACGCGCUGCUCGACGCGGUCAUCGACCGCCUCGACGUGGACUCGCAAGAUGAAGAGAUACCCCAGUUCCCGUUCCCGGAGCUGAACUUCUCGCCACACACGCCGGCCACGCCCACCGCCGCCGCUGACGUCACCGGCGCAGCUGACGUCACCAACAUGGCCGACAUGAGCAUGAGCUUCGACUGAAUUAACACCAGCGGUACUCGCACGGUGCACCCACCAUUAAGAAGACGACGUUUCCUGACGUCAGCUGGAUGGAGUUAUAGUAAAAAAACAAAAAGAAAUGGAUUUUAAGACAAGAAUCAGACUCUUUGGUCAUCUCCUGUCUCAUUCUAACGGGGAACAUAAUAAUAGCAUUUGCAUACGUGCACUAACGGUUUAAGCUGGCGGGGCCCCAGUGGAGGAUGAUAAGGUUAAUAUGAGGUCAGGUCAGUUAGUCCAUCGUAGCAAAUCGCCAGGUAUUUAUCACAACAGUUUCCAGGGGAACGCGUGGAUGUCAGCCUGACAGUACAUUGCUAGCAUUUGCUUUUUUUUAGCAUUUCUUAGCAUUGCUGGGGUUAUUAAUACACGUUUUUUACUGCAAUGAAAUUGCUCUCUUUAUGUAUUCAAAGUAGGAUUUUAAAUUGCAUUAAUUUGCACAUGUUUUGUAACUUGAUGCCAUAUAAUAUUCUUAAAAUAUGUAAUAUGAAUUUCAAGUAUAAUAAGCUUAAUUGUAAGUG
Achroia grisella is the source of this 2470-nucleotide messenger RNA. It is a transcript of the gene Cdc16, whose product is annotated as cell division cycle protein 16 homolog. Gene Ontology annotation, biological process: cell division. Gene Ontology annotation, molecular function: protein binding. NCBI's taxonomy places the organism in Eukaryota, Metazoa, Arthropoda, Insecta, Lepidoptera, Pyralidae. Bases 63 to 1937 code for a protein of 624 amino acids. The record is from RefSeq and is a predicted model, not a curated record. The transcript has 12 exons.